Messenger RNA from Megalops cyprinoides (Indo-Pacific tarpon), 5585 nucleotides. Its product is annotated as neuronal cell adhesion molecule-like. Gene Ontology annotation, cellular component: plasma membrane; axon. Gene Ontology annotation, molecular function: cell-cell adhesion mediator activity. The coding region runs from base 247 to 4239 and encodes 1330 amino acids. Gene Ontology annotation, biological process: brain development; cell-cell adhesion; axon guidance. The record is from RefSeq and is a predicted model, not a curated record. NCBI's taxonomy places the organism in Eukaryota, Metazoa, Chordata, Actinopteri, Elopiformes, Megalopidae. The transcript is spliced from 33 exons.
UCCGUGUAGUCAGCGUGAGGAGCCAGAGCGCUGCGCGGAGAGAGGGACGCUAGCUGGGAGGCGAACGCAUCCACUUCUGUGCACCUGUAAGAAAAUACGCAUCCAUCGCUGUUUGACGCAGAACGGAUUGAAAGUCCAUCUGAGAGGUCUGGUAGAGGAACGAAAUCGUUGGAGGAAAAAGGACAUCACUAGAUCCACACAGCUUGCUGACAGACGUGGACAGUGCUGGGGCAUUGUGGUGCUUUGAUGAGAGAUACCUUCACAGACACGUCAGCCAUGGAGAGGAAGGGGAAUUGUUUGCCCUACAAAGGAGCACUGCUUGUGGUGUUCCUGGGUCACAUGAUCACAGCGUUGGAAGUGCCUCUUGACCCUAAAGUUCUGGAAGGAUUGCCACAGCCGCCAACCAUAACUCAGCAGUCCCUGAAAGACUACAUUAUCGACCCGAGGGAGAACAUCGUUAUCCACUGCGAGGCCAAAGGGAAGCCUCAUCCCAGCUUCUCAUGGACCAGAAACGGGACACAUUUCGACAUAGACAAGGACUCCAAAGUGAUCAUGAAGCCCAACUCUGGCACCCUGGUCAUUGACAUCAGUGGGGAGAAAGCCGAGGUGUAUGAGGGGGUCUACCAGUGCACAGCCCGCAACGAGCAUGGGACCGCCGUCUCCAACAACAUCGUCAUCCGCCAGUCCAGGUCCCCCUUGUGGUCAAAGGAGAGAAUUGAGCCCAUUCUGGUGCAGGAGGGAAUGCCGCUGGUUCUGCUUUGCAGGCCACCUGCUGGGCUGCCCCCUCCCAUCAUAUUCUGGAUGGAUAACAACUUUCAGAGACUACCCCAGAGCAGCCGCGUCUCCCAGGCCUUAAACGGAGACCUGUAUUUCUCCAAUGUGCUUCCCGAAGACACACGCAACGACUACAUCUGCUACGCACGCUUCCCCCACACCCAGACCAUACAGCAGAAGCAGCCCAUCUCUGUCAGGGUCUUAAGCAUGGAUUCAAUCAAUGAGACAAUGGCAGCUUUAUUGAAUGACACUGAUUUUUUCAGUGACACCCCCGCGACGGAGCGGCGCCCGACCAUCCUGGUCCCGUCCGUACCCAGCAGCACCAAGAUGGUCCUGAGGGGAGAGGUUCUGGAGCUGGAGUGCAUCGCAGAAGGCCUGCCGACACCCGAGGUCUUCUGGAGCAAAGAGAGCGGGGACCUACCUAGCGGACGGACCACCUUCCGGUCCUUCCAGAAGACCCUGCGGAUCACGGGCGUGACGGAGGCGGAUGCCGGGGACUACCGCUGCACGGCCAGGAACCACCUGGGCUCCGUGCACCACAUCGUCACCGUCACCGUGAAAGCUGCCCCGUACUGGAUAAGCGCACCCAGGAACCUGAUUCUGGCCCCCAAAGAGAACGGGGUCCUUAUCUGCAGGGCCAGCGGAAACCCCAAGCCGGUCAUCACAUGGUACAUGAAUGGCAUUCCCAUUGAGAAUGCACCCAAAGACCCGAGCAGGAAGGUGGAGGACGACUCCAUCAUCUUCUCCGACAUUCAGACCGGAUCCAGCGCGGUUUACCAGUGUAACGCCUCCAACGAGUAUGGCUACCUACUGGCCAAUGCCUUUGUCAAUGUUCUUGCCGAACCUCCUAGACUUCUGACUCCGCCCAACAAAGUGUACCAGGUGAUCAGGAACAGCCCUGCCCUGCUGGACUGUGCAGCUUUUGGGUCGCCGACUCCAAACAUCACAUGGUUCAAGGACAGCCAGACCAGUAUUUUGGAUGGGGACCCCUAUGUUCUCCAUGAGAACGGGACCCUGGAGAUCCACGUGGCUCAGAGCAUGAACAGCGGCAAAUACACCUGUGUGGCCAUGAACUCCCUGGGCAAAAAGGAGAACCACGUCUACCUGGAGGUCAAAGAGCCGACCAGGAUCCUGAAGCAGCCUGAAUACCAGGUGGUGCAGAGGAACGGGAUGGCCAUGUUCGAGUGCAAGGUGAAACAUGACCCCACCCUGGUGCCCACCAUGACCUGGCUGAAGGACAGUGGGGAGUUACCUGAUGAUGAGAGGUUUGUGGUGGACUCCGAGAGUCUAACCAUCAAGGAUGUGACCGAGAGGGACGAGGGGACCUACACCUGCGUCAUGAACACCACGCUGGACCAGGACUCGGCCAGCGCCGUGCUAACGGUCAUCGAGCCUACCCCAACUCCAGCUAUCGUCUACGAGCAACCUGACCCCCCGACCGACCUGGAGCUGACGGAGGAGCAGGCGCGGAGCAUCCAGCUCACCUGGAUACCUGGGGAUGAGCACAACAGCCCUAUUGAGAAGUUUCUCAUUCAGUAUGAAGAUGCACUCCAUCAGCCCAGUGUCUGGCACAAUCUGACCGAGGUCCCGGGAACCAAGACCUACGCCCAUCUCAAGCUCUCCCCCUAUGUCCACUACUCCUUCAGGGUGCGGGCAGUCAACAGCGUGGGCUACAGCCAGCCCAGCUACCCAUCACGGCAGUACAAAACGGACCCGGCAGCUCCUGAUGAAAACCCUUCAAAGGUGGAAGGCUUUGGAACGGAGCACAACAACCUGGUGAUAUCGUGGAUGCCUCUGACGGGCCUGCAGUCCAAUGGACCGGGCCUGCAGUACAAGGUUAUCUGGAGGCAGCAGGACGUGGAUAAGGACUGGACGUCGGUGACGGUGGCCAACGUUUCCAAGUUUGUGGUGUCAGGCACGCCCACCUUCGUCCCAUACGAGGUGAAGGUGCAGGCAGUGAACGACUACGGCAGUGCGCCUGAGCCGGAGGCCGUGAUUGGCUACUCUGGAGAGGAUCUGCCCAUGGUGGCCCCAGACAGUGUUCAGGUGCUGGUGCAGAACAGCACGCUGGCGGAGGUGCACUGGGAACCUGUUCCCCCUGCCACGGUCCGCGGCCGACUGAAGGGGUACAAGGUGUACUACUGGAAGGAGAAGAGUCUGAACAAGCAGAACCACCACGAGGAGCAGCAGGUCCUCACCUUCAGCGGGAACAAGACCCACGGCAUGCUGCCGGGCCUCCACCCCUACAGCCUCUACACUGCCAACGUCCGCGUCUUCAAUGGCAAAGGGGAGGGUCCCCCCAGCUCCAACCAGCAGUUUGAGACUCCGGAAGGAGUUCCAGGGCCCCCUGCUUUCCUAAAGAUUACCAACCCCAAUCUGGACUCUCUCACCCUGGAGUGGGGCCCCCCCUUAGACCGCAACGGACGCUUGACCGGCUACACCCUCAAAUACCAGCCAAUAAACAACACCAAUGAGCUGGGGCCUAUCGAGGUGGUAGCUCUUCCAGCCAAUGAGACCAACUUUACACUGCUCAACCUUAAGUACAGCACGCGCUACAAGUUCUACUUCAAUGCUAACACUAUCAAGGGCUCGGGACCCAUUAUAACAGAGGAGGCGGUCACAAUUAUGGACGAGGUUCUUUUGCAUCCGCCCGCAGUAGAUGUGGGCAAAGGGUACACAGAGCCCCCACAUCCAAUCUCCCCUCUCACACAGUCUCUGGGCCCCCCGUUCCACAAGGUGCGCCCGGUUGGUCCAGCUUUUGGGAACGUUAGCUCGUCUGUGAGAGAGAACGGCGCAGUUAUCAGUUGGGAUUACUGGGGACCAGAUAAGAAUGUUUAUAUCGAAUAUAUUGUAGAGAACAGUAAAGAAGAUUGGAAAAAAGAGUUUGUUAAUGGCUCUCAGACCUAUCAGAUUAAGGGCUUAAAGCCGGGGACGUCCUAUAAGGUCCGAGUUGUUGCUAAAGAUCAGUCUGAUGAAACGGUUCACAGUACGGAGGAGUUGUUAAUAACUGUCCCAGCCAUGGCCAGCCGGCAGGUGGACAUCGCCACGCAGGGCUGGUUUAUCGGGCUCAUGUGCGCCAUCGCCCUCCUCAUCCUGGUGCUGCUCAUCGUCUGCUUCAUCAAAAGGAACAAGGGGGGCAAGUACCCAGUGAAGGAGAAAGAGGAUGCCCACGCCGACCCCGAAAUCCAGCCCAUGAAGGAGGAUGACGGGACCUUCGGGGAGUACAGUGACACUGAGGACCAUAAACCAUUACAAGGAAGCCGCACGCCGUCCAAUGGGACGGUAAAGAAAGACGACAGUGACGACAGUUUAGUUGACUACGGGGAAGGCGGAGACGGGCAGUUCAAUGAAGACGGAUCGUUUAUCGGACAGUAUAGUGGGAAGAAGGAGAAGGACACAGCCAAUGAGGGCAAUGAGAGCUCGGAGGCGCCCUCUCCCGUUAACGCCAUGAACUCUUUCGUGUAAGCGGGGACGUAGGAGUGGAUGCUGUGACUGUCCCCUCUCAUCUCACAGGCUCUCCAUUCGCACUGUGACCUCCCGCCAUGCAGACACGCCACUGUUAAAAACGCCAGAGCGUCACCGUCAAAACUAAAGCGCUAACGGUGAAAACAGGCAUUACCCUAAAGGAGGACAUUACCAUAAUCUCCCUCCCACACACACACACACACACACAUGCACACAUGCAAAGCAUUACCGUAAAAACAAAACCAUUAAAACAGAUAAAAACAUUACUUUAAAGACAGGCAUUACCGUAAACCACUCCCCUUUCACAAAAACAUUACUGUAAACAAAAACUUUACAGUAAAGAUAACAACAUUACUGUAAUCCCUCUCUUCCCCCAACAAAAACAUGCACUGGUGGAAAGAGUCGUUAUCAUAAAAAUGACGAGGGAGGGGUGGCUGAAGAGAACAGCGAUACAGGGAAACAGGAGGAAUGUACUUACAGAAAUGGAGUGCCUCGCCUCUGGGGAGAUUAAGAAGAGAGUAACGGUGUGUAGUUGCUGUUUUACAGUUUGCAAACAUGUAUUUUCUCAACAUGACCAAUUGGUGAUCAAACUAUAUUAAAACCCAACACCCUUCUAUCUGCCUCUGAUAUAGUGCAUGGAAAUAAAAAUCUUCUAUCAGACAUAAACAGAGCGUAUAGCGAAGAAGCAGUCAUUCAUUUUGACUAUACAGUGCAUAACUUUAUUUCGGUCUAUGCCUUCUGUUUUCCUGUCGAAGUGUUACAUUGGUAUUAUGGAAAAGGCAUCAAUGUCUUUGUGGACAUUGUUGUGAAAUGUGUGAUUAAAUGUAUAGUUAUUAUUAUAUGUCUUUUUUGCAAGACAGACAUUUUUUGUAUAAUAUUGCAGAAUGAAUAUAUAUUGACUGGACGUGAGGUUGAGCAUUGGGUUCUGGUCUCAGUAUAAAAUGACUAUGAGUAUAAAGUCACCCUUAUAUUUAAAUGCUUCCGCCUACUUUUUCACAGAUAAAAAAAAAAAACAAAAACAUAGCCAGGUCUGAUUCAGGUCGUUUCUGAUAUUUGUAUUUUCAUUCUCCAUCUUUUAUUACCUUUGACAUCAGAGAUGUUUUCAUGUUGCAAUUGCACUAAUGAAAAUAGGAGCUGGAACGCUGCAUGUCAAACGCUCAGAAACUCAUCCCCAUGGCUUCAUCCUUCAUCCGGCUGAGUGUGGCCCCCGCCCCACGACAGCAGCGCUGCACUGUCAGAUAGCCAUCCAGAGGGUCUUUUUCGGUGUGGUGCGCCCCCUAGUGCGCAGGCAUGUGGUUGCAGUCUCUGAACAUGGAGGCGCAGGGGUGUCCUUCUGUGUAUUGUGC